AUGAUGCGAAUGGACAAUAUCAGCUAUGCCGGAACGUCGUCAGAAUCGUCGACCUCACCUAUGCUAUCACCCGAGCUACAGCAGCAUUUGUACGGCUCCCCCGCCAGCAGCACCAGUAUUAUACCUUCUUCUUCAUCAUGUAUCUCUUCUUCUUCCUCGAUGAUGAUGUAUUCGGACAGCCAAUCAACCACACCUUUGACCCCAGCUGCCGUUUCGCCCAUGUCGACAGUUCUGUACGAUCCGAUUCAGCAGCGUAAAUUCUCUGUCGACUACGCUUACUGUGGCUGGAGCUUCAAGCGUUACGAGCACUUGAAGCGACACAUGCUGGUCCAUACUGGUGAGCGUCCUCAUGUGUGCCAUUUCCCGGGCUGCGGAAAAAGUUUCAGUCGGUCCGACAACUUUCAUGCGCAUUGUCGUACGCAUACGAAGAAAAACAUGAUGCAACAGCAGCAACAGCAACAGCAACAGCGUCGAUCUUCUUUGUCACGUAGCAACAAGUCAGCGAGCAGCAACACAGCAACGUCAGUAGGCAUGGAAACAAGCAUUCCCAUGCCAACGUCAACUGGUAAUAUGCUUGCACCAUUCGGUUAUCCUGUCUACGAGAACCGUCCAACCCAACAGUUUCCGGACUUUAGCAACAAUACUAUGAUGGGGCCAACAUCCGUGCCCACGUUCAACCAACCAGUACAAGAGCCUACUACUGCAUCAUCCUACUUGACCGCAGGACCUGCUUCUGACGAGUACUUUUUGCUGCAGCACAACAAUGCCAACGACUGGCCUGCAGCUUACCCAACAACAACAGGAUCGAUGAUGCCCACGACGGCACCAACGCCAACGACGACUUCACGACGUGCUUCGUACCCUGUUACUGCUGCCACGAGUACCAUGGCAGCAGCUACGGCGCAAAACAAGUCGCACGUUUGCCCUAUUCCACAAUGUCUGCGACGAUUCAAACGUUUGGAGCAUUUGAAACGUCAUAUGCGCAUCCACACGUUGGAGCGCCCGUUUUCAUGCACAUUCCCCAACUGCCAUAAGACAUUUUCGCGUUCGGACAACUUGUCGCAGCACAUGAAGACACAUCAACGUCAUGAAGAUCGACGCAGGCGACAGCUUCAACAGCAACAGGAACGACAGAAGCAGCAACAGCAAGAACAACAACAAUUUAUGGCAACAACAACCUCAACCCAUCCACAGCAGCAGUCCGUGUCAACAGCAAGUGAAGCAGCGUUCCAGUAUGGAAUGCCUGCCACUAGUGCGUCAGCAGCCGGUUUACAGCAGUGGAAUGAUGUCGUUGCCGCUGCCGCUGUAGCUGCUGCUGCUGUACCCCUGUAA
This is a messenger RNA of Zychaea mexicana, 1332 nucleotides long. RefSeq lists its product as uncharacterized. The transcript is spliced from 3 exons. Bases 1 to 1332 code for a protein of 443 amino acids. Lineage: Eukaryota; Fungi; Mucoromycota; Mucoromycetes; Mucorales; Lichtheimiaceae. Gene Ontology annotation, cellular component: nucleus; Tec1p-Ste12p-Dig1p complex; Ste12p-Dig1p-Dig2p complex. Gene Ontology annotation, biological process: sexual reproduction. The record is from RefSeq and is a predicted model, not a curated record. Gene Ontology annotation, molecular function: DNA-binding transcription factor activity.